CGGGGGAGUUGUGAUAUGACGCACACGCAAGAGGAGAUAACGUACUGCUCAAGGAUACCCAGAUACAUGAAGUUUGCAAUGGCAUCCAGUAUAAACAUAAAAAAUGGACUUUUAACCACCAAAAAUUCUCUCAACAUAAAGAUUCCCUAUCCCACAUUUAUACAGAGGCCAACAGAGAUCAAUUGCUCAAGAGCAUUAACAACAGGACAGCACAAUGAACAGUACUGUAUUGAUGUUGUAAGGAAGAGGGACUAUGAGGGAUUUUUGUGUUCAUUGCUAUUUCCUGAGGCUGUUCGUCGAUCUGCACUGGCACUGAGGGCGUUCAAUGUAGAACUGGCACAGAUCAAGGACUCUGUUUCUCAGAAAACCAUUGGUUUAAUGCGAAUGCAGUUCUGGAAGAGCGCUGUAGAGGAUAUUUACAGAGAUGACCAUUCAGCCCAGCCCAUCAGUGCAGAACUGUGGAGGGCAGUGAGGAAACACACAUUAACAAGGAGGUGGAUGUUAAGAAUUAUAUCUGAAAGAGAGAAAGAUCUAGAGGACAAAGCAUACAGGAACCUUCAGGAGCUGGAGGACUAUGGCGAAAACACACAAUCCUCUCUUCUUUACCUGCUUCUGGAGACACUUGGAGUGAAAAAUGUCCAUGCAGACCAUGCCGCAAGCCACAUUGGAAAAGCCCAGGGCAUCCUGACCUGCCUUCGGGCAACUCCCUACAACAGCAGCAGACGCAAGGUCUACCUGCCCAUGGACAUCUGCAUGCUGCAUGGAGCAUCUCAAGAGGACUUCAUCCGUGGCAGCAGGGACCAAAACGUCAGGGAUGUCAUUUAUGACAUCGCCAGCCAAGCCCAUGUCCAUCUCCAGCACGCUAGAUCAUUCAGCGAGAACGUUCCACAUGCGGCCAUGCCCGCCUUCCUGCAAACGGUUGUUUUGGAGGACUACCUGCAGAGAGUGAGGAAAGCAGACUUUGAUGUGUUUCACCCCAGCCUACAAAAGAGGAAUCCAAUGCUGCCCCUUCAGCUCUAUAUACGAUCAUGGAGGAAGAUCUAUUAAUUUGUUUGAUUAAAUCGUCAUCUGAUUGUUGACAGAUGAGUAAAACAAACCAAGCAGUUGUAAUAAAUUAUCUAGCUUCUAUAUGUUCAGAAUGUUAUAGUAUUCCUGUCUUUUUCAUGUCUGAAAGUAAAGUGUUUGAUUACUCAA
Carassius carassius (crucian carp) is the source of this 1194-nucleotide messenger RNA. RefSeq names its product NADH:ubiquinone oxidoreductase complex assembly factor 6 (gene ndufaf6). Bases 16 to 1047 code for a protein of 343 amino acids. Lineage: Eukaryota; Metazoa; Chordata; Actinopteri; Cypriniformes; Cyprinidae. Gene Ontology annotation, biological process: biosynthetic process; mitochondrial respiratory chain complex I assembly. The transcript is spliced from 9 exons. Gene Ontology annotation, cellular component: mitochondrion. The record is from RefSeq and is a predicted model, not a curated record.